Molecule: messenger RNA, 4741 nt
Organism: Daucus carota subsp. sativus
Lineage: Eukaryota; Viridiplantae; Streptophyta; Magnoliopsida; Apiales; Apiaceae
Product: pre-mRNA-splicing factor RSE1
Exons: 15
Coding region: 165-4316 (1383 amino acids)
Biological process (GO): mRNA splicing, via spliceosome
Cellular component (GO): U2 snRNP; nucleus
Molecular function (GO): protein binding; U2 snRNA binding
Source: RefSeq, a predicted model, not a curated record
UACUGCACGAUUUUACGUAGAGAAAUCUGUGUCUAUAUAUCUUGGGUGCGGAGAGCAAAGAGAUUAUACAGAAAUUGAUGCGAUAUCAUCCAAUUUCAAUUCUCCGACCAAACUGAAUUUGAAAACCCUAGCUCAGUAAAAUCAAUUUUGAAAAAUCGUAAAAAAUGGCUGUAUCGGAAGAAGAGUCAUCUUCAUCGAGCAGCAGUAGCAGUAAUUACAAGUCCCGAUCGCCUCCUCACUAUCUCGCUAAAUCUGUUCUCCGCGGCACCGUUGUGCUUCAGGUCCUUCCCGGCCACUUUCGCUCCCCUUCUUCCAACGACGUCGUUUUCGGCAAGGAAACGUCAAUUGAGUUGGUGAUUAUAGAUGAUGAUGGUGUUGUGCAAUCUGUUUGUGAGCAGCCUUUGUUUGGUAUAAUCAAAGAUAUUGCUGUUUUGAGGUGGAAUGGAAAUCGUCAUCAACAAAGUCUCCAGAUGCAAGGAAGGGAUGCUUUGGCCAUUAUAUCUGAUUCCGGGAAGCUCUCAAUUCUUACAUUUUGCAGUGAAAUGCAUAGGUUUUCACCACUGUCACAAACUCAACUCUCAAGUCCUGGGAACUCGAGGCAUCAAAUUGGUAGGAUGCUGACCAUAGAUUCCAAUGGUUAUUUUAUUGCGGUUAGUGCAUAUGAGUUUCAAGUGGCCUUCUUCAAAAUUUCAAUGUCUUCCGGUAAUGAUAUCAUUGAAAAGAGAAUAUCUUAUCCUUCUGAAACUGAAGGAGAUACAAAUACUAGUGGACUAGUUUCCAGUAUUGGUGGCACAAUUUGGAGCAUGUGCUUUAUUUCAAAUGAUCUACGGCAAUCAUAUAAGGAGCACAACCCUGUAUUAGCCAUUCUUCUGAGUAGGAGAGAUUCAGUAGUCACAGAAUUGUUAUUGUUAGAAUGGGAUAUUGAGGAAGAUAAUGCACAUGUGUUGUCUCAGUAUUCAGAUGCCGGAUCCCUAGCCCAUAACAUAACUGAAGUUCCGGGAUUAUAUGGAUUUGCGUUUCUGUUUAGGGUUGGUGAUAUCCUCUUAAUGGAUUUAAGAGAUGCUCAUAAUCCCUGUUGUGUUUUUAGAACGAGUUUGUGUUCUUUAUCCACUGCUGUCGAGGAGCUCAAUGAUGCUGAAGAAUCGUGUAAAGUACAUAGUGUUGAAGAAGAAUGUAUAUUUGACGUGGCUGCCUCUGCUUUACUGGAGCUUGGUGACAUACAUAAAGAUAAAGAUGAUGACCCCAUGAAUGUAGACAGUGAAUGUGGGAAUGUCAAUUCAACCUCCUGCCAUGUGUGUUCAUGGAGCUGGGAACCAGAAAAUGUGAAAAACCCAAGGAUGAUUUUCAGCGUAGAUUCUGGAGAGCUAUAUAUGGUUGAGAUUUAUUCUGAUUCUUCUGGGCCAAAAGUUAACCUAUCCGAUUGUCUCUACAAAGGCCUUCCAUCCAAGGCCCUUUUGUGGGUCGAAGGUGGAUUGGUCGCUGCAUUUGUGGAGAUGGGUGAUGGAAUGGUACUGCAACUGGAAGAAGGGAGGUUACUCUACAAAAAUCCUAUCCAGAAUAUAGCACCAAUAUUAGAUAUGUCAGUUGUGGAUUACAUUGAUGAGAAACAUGAUCAAAUGUUUGCCUGCUGUGGAAUGGCACCAGAGGGGUCUUUAAGAAUCAUUCAAAAUGGUAUUAGCGUAGAAAAAUUAUUGAAAACUCCUCCUAUUUAUCAUGGCGUUACUGGUACCUGGACAAUUAAGAUGAAAGUUACUGAUUCUUAUCAUGCUUUGCUCGUACUUUCAUUCGUUGAAGAGACUAGGGUGCUUUCUGUUGGUGUAAGCUUUACUGAUGUUACUGACUCAGUUGGUUUCCGACCUGAUGUCUGCACUCUUGCAUGUGGUCUUGUUGGGGAUGGUUUGCUAGUGCAGAUUUACCAGAAAGCAGUUAUACUUUGUUUACCUACUACAGGUGUCCACCCUGAAGGUAUUCCAUUGUCAUCUCCAGUUUGUAGUUCCUGGGUCGCUGACAAUAUGAAUAUUAGUCUUGGAGCUGUUGGACAUAACGUAAUUAUUGUAGCUACUUCAAAUCCAUGCUUAUUAUAUAUUCUUGGUGUAAGGUUUUUGUCAGCUUAUCGAUAUGAAAUAUAUCAGCUGUACCAUGUGCAAUUGCAGAAUGAGUUGUCCUGCAUUUCCAUUCCUGAAAAACACUCUAUCCUAAAGCCUUCAACUCCUCACUCCAGUUGCCCAGACAGUACCUUUUCUGUUCCAGUUGACAUUGGUAAUACUUUUGUAAUUGGUACUCAUAAGCCUUCAGUUGAAGUCAUAUCCUUUAUACCAGAUAAAGGCAUAAAGGUUGUUGCGAUAGGAACCAUUUCACUAACAAAUACCAUGGGCACAACCAUCAGUGGCUGUAUUCCGCAGGAUAUAAGGCUUGUACUAGUUGAUCGACUCUACGUUCUUUCAGGAUUGAGGAACGGAAUGUUACUUAGGUUUGAUUGGCCUUCUACCUCUAUGAUGUCCUCAUUCGAGUCAACUCUUCAGAAACCUUGUAGUGGUUUGUCUGUGCCUCCUUCAAUUGCGCACACAAACAGAAACUCCUCGGGCCCUGUAUCAUCUGAGAGAAUGAAGGAGAAUUGUCCUGUAUACCUGCAGUUGAUUGCAGUACGCCGCAUAGGUAUUACUCCUGCCUUCUUGAUUCCGCUGACAGAUUCCCUUGACGCUGAUAUAAUAACUCUCAGUGAUAGGCCUUGGUUGUUGCAAACUGCAAGGCACAGUCUCAUGUAUACAUCCAUAUCAUUUCAACCUUCAACACACGCCACCCCUGUAUGCUCCGCUGAGUGUCCUAAUGGAGUUAUGUUUGUUGCAGAGAACAGUCUCCACUUGGUGGAGAUGGUUCAAAGUAAGAGACUUAAUGUACAAAAGUUCCCUCUUGGAGGUACUCCGAGGAAGGUUCUAUUUCAUAAUGAAAGCAGGUUGUUACUUGUCAUGAGGAAUGAUCUUAGUAGUGACUCUUAUUCAUCAGACGUAUGCUAUGUUGACCCUCUCAGCGGGUCAAUUCUGUCAUCAUUCAAACUUGACCCUGGGGAAACGGGAAAAUGUAUGGAGCUGGUGAAGGUUGGACACGAACAUGUGUUGGUAAUUGGAACUAGUCUUUCUGUGGGACCAGCAAUGAUGCCCAGUGGUGAAGCUGAAAGCAGCUCACAGGGACGACUGAUAGUCCUCAGCCUUGAGCAUAGACAACAUUCUGAUGCUGAUUCCAUGACACAUGGUUCAAAGGCUAGUUCAUCUUCUCAAAGAACUUCACCUUUUCGUGACGUCACUGGGUAUGUUGCUGAACAGCUGUCAAAUAGUAGUAUGUGCAGCAGUCCGGAUGAAAAUAACUUUGACGGGAUCAAGCUUGAAGAAACUGAAGCUUGGAGUAUAAAAUUAUGUUAUUCAACUAAGCUGUCUGGAAUGGUACUCGCAGUUUGUCCAUAUCUUGAUCGUUAUUUCUUGGCCUCUGCUGGUUCUGUUUUCUAUGUUUGUGGUUUUCCAAAUGAUAAUUACCAAAGGGUGAGAAGACUAGCUGUUGCGAGAACCCGAUUUAUGAUACGGACUUUGACUGCACAUUUUACAAGAAUCGCUGUUGGUGAUUGCAGAGAUGGCAUUCUCUUCUUUUCGUACCAUGAGGAUGCAAGAAAACUGGAGCAACUUUAUUGCGACCCAGUCCAGAGGCUAGUUGCUGAUUGCAUGCUUAUGGAUGCUGAUACUGCUGUUGUGUCAGAUCGCAAAGGGAGUGUUGCUGUUUUGUCGCGGCCGAGUCAUGUAGAAGAUAAUGCUAGUCCUGAAAGCAACUUAACACUGAAUUGUUCCUUCUAUAUGGGUGAGAUUGCGAUGAGCAUCAGCAAGGGUUCACUUCUGUACAAACUCCCCGCUGAUGAUGCAUUCAGAGGUUGUGAUGUUGCCAAUACAGUGUUCAAUGUUUCCUGCAACAGCAUCUUGAUCAGCACUCUGUUGGGAAGCAUAAUAAGCUUUGUUCCUCUUUCAAGGGAGGAAUAUGAAAUCUUAGAAGCUGUUCAAGCUCGUCUUGUUGUUCACCCUCUGACAGCCCCUAUUUUAGGAAAUGAUCAUAAUGAGUUCCGCAGCCGCGAAAGUGCGGUCACUGUGCCCAGAAUACUUGAUGGUGAUAUGCUAGCUCAAUUUUUGGAACUCACGAGUAUGCAACAAGAGGCAGUGUUGUCCCUUCCGCUUGGUUCACCAAAAACUGUAAUGCUGAGUCUAAAGUCAUCUCCUCCACCAAUUACAGCUAAUCAGGUCGUGCGCAUUCUUGAACGAGUUCAUUAUGCCCUCAAUUGAAUUCUCGUAUAUGUACUCCCUAGAUCGUCAGUCUGCAGCUGUGGAAUGAGGAUGUCAGCUUUUCAGGAAUGAAAAAUGGUCAGACCAGAUAUAAUGUCAUCUGCCAGAUUACAUUGCUUGGAUGAAGCCACAGAAGCUAGGUUCAUCAUCCAACACACAUUCUGAAUUGAAUGCAUUUGGAACUUGGACAGGUGCAUCGAUCUUGUAAACAGAAAUAUCUUCCUUUAUUUUAGGUGGUAGACAGAAGCAAUAUUUGGUAGUGUGCAACCUCUUUCUUGUAUAAUGUGUAGCUAGACUUUGUUGUACAGUAGAUAGGGUAAAUAGGCAUCAAAGAAAAUUUUUUACCUGGCUGCUUUCUUUGUUCAAGACGGGCCACUAAUGUAUAUGGUCAUCAGUUAAUAGACAAAUUAUACAACUUGCUUCUC